This is a messenger RNA of Solea solea (common sole), 6322 nucleotides long. Its product is annotated as transcriptional repressor scratch 1-like. The record is from RefSeq and is a predicted model, not a curated record. Bases 897 to 1739 code for a protein of 280 amino acids. Gene Ontology annotation, biological process: regulation of DNA-templated transcription. The transcript has 2 exons. NCBI's taxonomy places the organism in Eukaryota, Metazoa, Chordata, Actinopteri, Pleuronectiformes, Soleidae. Gene Ontology annotation, molecular function: DNA-binding transcription factor activity, RNA polymerase II-specific; RNA polymerase II cis-regulatory region sequence-specific DNA binding.
UCCACCCGAGUCUCCCUCUCUCUCCCCCUCUCUCUCUCUCUCCCUCUGCGCAGUAUAAAUGCCAACAGCUGAUCGCGAGACGGCACACUCACAGGAACACCUUCACUGAAGCUGCAGAAAAGAGGGUGAAAAGAGGGAGAGAGAGAGAGAUAGUGAAGAGUGAGGGAUACAGAGAGAGAGAGAGAUAGAGAGAGAGAGAGAGAGGAUGCUGAUGAUGAUGAUCCUCGCGACCACGGGGAGUCGUACUGUGAUUUUUUCCCGACCUCAGUAGUCCCUGUAAACUGGAUUUAAGGACUGUACCGGGGGAAGGACAUUCGUUUUAAAAAGCUUCCAAAAUCGUCCUCACAUUUUUUACCCUCUUCUUUCCCUCGCAUCCCUCCCUCCCUCAUCCUCCUCAUCUUCCUCCUCCACCUCUUCUUCAUCUUCAUCUUUAGAGAGGGCCGAAAGCUGUCACACGCUGCAGGGUUCCUUCCAUUGCUUGUUUCUUUCUUUCUUUCUUUCUUUCUUUCUUCCUUUCUUUCUUUCUUUUUGUUAUUGCUCGUCUGCUCGCAAACCUCUGUCCUCUGCUGUGCUUCUGGCACGUGAGCGCGGACAACGCGAGGAGGGAGCUGUCCGGUGCUGAAGUUGCAUUUCUCAUUCUUUCUGCGCGGGGACCAACGUGAGGAGCCAGGAGGCGGAGAGAGAAGGAGCCGAACUGAGCACACAUUCUAAAAGUCCUUCACUGGAGUUCAGUUCGCGGCUCUCGCGUGUUCAACAAACACUCAGACAACCCGCUCGCUCUUUUUGGUGUGUAAAGAGUGAAAUCAGCACGCUGCGAUCGGCUGUGUUCGUGAGUGUGUGCGGCUGUGUUCGCGAGUGUGAGCGUGUGUGUGUGUGUGUGUCGGUGUCGCACCACCAUGCCAAGGUCUUUCCUGGUGAAAAAGGUGAAAUUGGAUGAUUUCUCCAGCGCAGCGGAUUUGGAGAACGCCUACCGCCACAGGACAGACCUCAGCCUGCGGCUCCAUGACAAAGCUGGUUACAUCAGUGACUACAUCAACCCUGUUGUGUACGAUGGUGAGAGUGACAGUGGAAUCAAGGUUCCCUCUCCCGAUCCGCUCUACGAUGGAAUCCACAGUGACUACGGAGCACCUGACUCCGAGUCUCCUGGCAGCCCCAGCUCAGAGAUCACUGAUGGCUACAUCAACGGAGAUACUGCGGUGAGUGAGGGUUACACAGUCGACGCCUUCUUCAUCACUGAUGGCCGCUCUAGGAGGAAAGGCCUCGGAAGUCCCAGGACCAUUCAGAGGCACACCUGCAACGAGUGCGGCAAAACCUACGCCACGUCUUCGAACCUGAGCCGGCACAAACAGACACACCGCUCGCUGGACAGCAAGCUGGCAAAGAAAUGUCCCACCUGUGGGAAGGUGUACGUGUCCAUGCCCGCCAUGGCCAUGCAUCUGCUCACGCACGACCUCAAGCACAAGUGUGACGUGUGUGGGAAAGCGUUCAGCCGGCCGUGGCUUUUGCAGGGCCACAUGCGCUCACACACGGGGGAGAAGCCGUUUGGGUGUGCCCACUGUGGGAAGGCCUUCGCGGAUCGCUCGAACCUGCGCGCUCACAUGCAGACCCACUCGGCCUUCAAACACUUCAAGUGUAAACGCUGCGACAAGACCUUCGCACUCAAGAGUUACCUGAACAAGCACUACGAGUCCGCCUGCUUCAAAGGGCCCUUCUCUCCUCCCAGCCCCUUAGAUGCAUGACCCCUGCAUACAUAAAAACACAGACAAAACUGCAGAUAUAAAUUACCAAUAUCCUUAAAAGACUCAACUGCAGACACAAACAAUCUAUUUUUGGUCAGAACGUGACCUCGCUUCUCCUCCUCACCCCCCCUGCCCUCUCUCACUCCCGACAACCUCGCUUUUCCUUGGAGCCUAUUCACGACGAUGAAGAUGAUGAAGAUAGCACAAUUUUUUUCCUUGAGAUUUUGCCCACUUAAGGAUUUACCUGAUCUACGCAUGCACUUCCUCAAAAAUCUCUUCACCUCCUCUUCCUCUGUCUGUUCUAGAUAGAGACAAUGAAACAAACACAGCUUCCUUCCGGCACAGAGACACAGUCUGACUCUGUAUGUGAUGAUGAAGAUGACGACAAAGACAAUAGUAAGCUCAUCGCUCCAGGUUUCCUCCCGAUACUGAAACACAGUGGAAGAGUUUUUUUGUUUUUUUGUUUUUUUUGGGGGGAAUAAUAGUAAUAAUAAUAAUAAUAGUAAUAAUAAUGAUACUAAUAAUGUUCUGCUGCACCAAGUGACCAUAUUCUUUCCACUAUUAAGGUAAAAAUUUAUUUAUUUAUUUAUUUCAGCAUUUUUUCUUUGGUUCAUUGUGAGUUUAUACGUUUUUUAUACCAUUAUUUAUUUGUUGCACUUUAAUUUAUGUGUGUCUAGAUAUAUGUUUGAUUCGCCAACCUCUUUUUAUCACUACAGGCCAAAGCAUAUGACACUUUUUUGAGUACUAUUUUUCUCUUGUUAUGUUGUUUACCUUUUUCUUAUUAACGUUAUUGCAUGCAAAAAAAAAAAAUGAAAUCUAUGCCAACGUCAUAAAAAGCUUAUGAUUUUUUUUUUGUUGCCAAAAUCCAGUAGAUAGAACCUGAGGGCAAUAUUUUUCUCUUUGAGCCUCCAUAGGACUCUUUAAAAGCAAUAAUCACCUAAUGCAUGGUAUUUUAUGAUGGAGUUAUGAAGUAUUACCUACUACUGUAUAGCAGUUUAAAAAUCAGGUAUGUUUUACUUCACCUAUAGUCAUAAACAGAAAAAUACUAAUAUUACAAACAUCAGGGAACAUGCCAAUGUAGUGUUAGAGUAACAAAAAGAAAAGUCCUGUCUUUCCUCUCUUGUUAUGCACUGCCUGCCUCUUAGUGAGUAGAACUAAUGUAGGAUGUAGGCUAGAGAGGCUGGGAUCAGCUGCCUGCUAGGUUUGAGGCCUAUUGUGGGAUAAAUUUUUUUUCAAAUCUGCACAAAGUGAACUCUAGCAUUCAAGAAGCAGGAGAGGCCUAACUUUGUGUCAGGCCUCACAAAACUUUCUUGAGACUGGAACAUUCAUGAAAGUACAGUGUGUUGUGUUUUUUUUGUUCUGGGAUGUUAAAAUGGCACAUGCUACUCUGAGUACAUAUUUUAAUACAUAGAGCCAAAUAAAAAUAAUGGGUUAAUAUUUUUCCUCUUUAUAAAUUAAAAGCCUCGUUUCCACCAAGGUGUACAGUUCAGUGCAGCUCACCACAGUUGCGGGUGUGUACACUGGAAACGUAUGUUACACUCUUUGCAUAAAAGGCAGCACCACAUCAUAUGAGUGCGACACCACGUAGCUAAAUUCCACAAAGGAGGAGAAUGUGACACAGUAAACAAAGAGCAACAGUGGAGGAAAUCCAACACUCCAUGUUGUUUCUUCUUGGCAUGUGGCUGUUUUUCACAAAAAUGAGACAAGCUUUGUUUGAGAGAAGGCUGCACGGGAAAAAACAAGUGAUUAUUCUCUGUCGACCAGUCAACAGUUUUUAUUGUGGUUCCCUUCUCAACGUUUAACAAUGGAAACACAAGAUAAUUGCGUUACCAACUGAAUAAACCUGUACCACUUCGUGGAAACGAGGCAAAAGAAACAUUGAAACGAUGUUAAUAUAUCAGACAAGACAACUGUUCAGAGAGAUGUGCACUGACUCAAACUGAUGCAUGCUAUUUAGCAAACCCUUGUAUAUUUCUAACAGAAAACAGAGUCAAGGUUUGUUGCUUUGUUCAAGUUGGACUGAGGUCAACUUUAAAUUCAAUGCAUUAUUCAACUUCCCCUCCAGUGCACUCUCAAACCAUGCAGCAACAGAGUGCAUUCUUCAACCACUGAGAAAAGCAUGCACUUAAGCUGAAUGGUCGGACUGCAGCUUAAAUAUUACAGCCCCACACUGUAGAUAAAUAUGACGAUAAAUAUGAGUCCCAAUUAUUCUGCAGUAGGCCUCAUGCGUCCCGACUAGGCCAACCAUAUGCUAACCCCAUGAGUGAUAUAUACCUAUAGACAGGCUAGCCCAAUCAUCACAAACCCCAUAGAUGGUUUUACUGGUUUCAAAACCAGUGUUGCUGAACCCAGUUCUCUGCAGCUCAGAAACAUUUUCUACAGAUUCAUGGAGCUUCCUGAGAAACAGACUGAAGACACACAGAUGUGCACAAAAAGACAGUCCAGUUGUUUACCUUCACGUGUUGUGCUGUGCUGUAGGUCUCCACUGCAGCUUUGCAUAGACACGUUCACACGUAUGCACAAGUGCAUGUUGUGCAUGCUUGCACAUGUUAGAGCACAGUGUCUGCUGAUGAGAUCAUCGGGGGUUACAUGGACAUCUGUGUCUGCAGCCAAGCCUCCACUGAAUGAUUGAUAAUAAAUGGGUUUCAUAUUCAGAUGUGAAUCUUUGAGAAAGAUGUUUUUAUAAAUGCAGUGCUUCCUCAAGCAUGAGUCACUCAGUUACAGCUGGAGCUGACUGAUACUCAGUACUACUUAGGGUGAUAAAGACAGAGCGUUCACCCUGUUAUAUAGACCCACUAUCUAAUAUUACAGGAGGAGUGAAGCUGUGGUACUCAACAUCAAAUUAUAUCACAUUGUAAUUAGUGUUGUGUUGCUAAUUGGGUGAUCUUUUACAAAAAAAAUUGCAGCUCAGAAGUUGAUGACAAGGAGGCAGUUUUUCUGUUGUGACUGGAGAAAUGUGUAUGUGAGUCAUCGAACUGCAGGGGUCUGUACUACAAACUGAGAUUAGUGGUUUAGCAAGGUGUUGAGUCUAAAGCCAAUGUCGUCUGUGUCACAGGCGGCUCUCUUUUAAUCUGGCUAGAUUAUCUUGACAAUUUACGCUUCAGAGUUUCAGGUUUCUACGAAUCAGCCUCUUUAGACUUGGUCUUAAUUGAUUCUUGUGAGAUCCAGUGGAUUUAGGUGCCAGAAAAAAUGUUAAUCAACCACCUGAGCUGAUCAGACAGCACUUGUCCCUCUCACUCUCAGAUUGUCUGUGUGUGAAAGCACACAGACACGAUAAAACAUAUACUUGUCCCUCUGCACUAACUAUACCUGAUGCUCGUUAACAUGAAUGGAUCUACUUGUUCUCUCUGGAGGAGCCAACAUGUAUUUGUACUGUAGCAUCACAUCAUGUCUGCUACUUUACCUACAAAACAAUGCUUUUUUUUUUAAGCCUUUCUCAUUCAUUCUAAAGUCUAUAAUAUUUAUUCAAAAUUAAUUUGAUUUGAAAUAUUUCUAAAUUCCUUUACACACAAUCAAUUUGGAAAUAGAGUCAAAUAAUGCAUCAAAGGCCCGUUUUAUUAGAACAAACACGGAGCCUGAAGAAUAAAACCUAAGCUGUUGUAGUACAGCCCUCUGGUCUUCUCUCUCACUGAUGUGUGAACUGCAUUUGAGCCCCAAUUACUUGAAUUGUAUCAGAAGAUUAGUCAUAAAGCCCCGACUUGUAAACAGCCAUUUAUUUAUUUUUAUUUUUGUCUUUUUAUGCAUGACUUUUCAUCUUUGGCCACAAUAAAUAAAUUAGAACGGCAACAGUUACAAAGUAUUACAAAGUGAAUUCUGUGCUUGAACACAGGUUCUCCUCAAAUACAUAUGAAUACUAAAAUGACGUAUUAUGCAAAGAAAACAGAAGCCUUAGCUUCAUACUUUUAAACACAUCUUGCAAACACUGAUUCCUGAAGACGUAUACAUACUAAAAUGCUAUUAUUCAAAUCCCUGACUCUUAAAUGUUCAGUCGAGUAACGACAAGAGUGACGGAUACAAACAGUAUUUCUGGCUGCCAUGUCUGCAGUUGUUUACGUUCCACGGAUUGUCUCAUUGUGUAUUAAGACUCUGCAUAUUUGCACUGCGGUUGAAACAUCUUAAAGGUAUUUGACUUCAGCAGCUGUUGGCUGCCGGUGUUACAGAGUUUGUGCAUCCCUUUGUGUGUGUCUGUCUCUGGGUAAGCUCCAGAUCUGAUCUCUAAGCACUUCCAUUUUAGUCAUUUCCACCUUAAAGAAAGUAGCACAAUGAAACUAACUAGAAUUCAGGUAGAGAAGACUUAAAACCUUGUACUAGCUUGACCUCUCUUCUUUUUUUGUAUUUCCAAGUUAAAGAAUGAUGAUAACCUAAAUAAUCAUUUAUUGCAAGAGGGUUUGUAAAGAAUCCUUUGGAUUGAUACAUUUUUACUGCUGUAUAGCGAUUAUCUGACACACCUUACCUCAGGAGGUUGGUAUCUCUGUUGCAGAGAGACAAUCUCCUGGGUUUUUUGAGCCAGUAUUCAAACAAUGUAAGCACAAUGAACACAAAGCAUUUUGUGGCACUUCAUAAUAAAGAAUAAUCUAAAUGAA